This is a messenger RNA of Anoplopoma fimbria (sablefish), 2973 nucleotides long. It is a transcript of the gene btbd17a, whose product is annotated as BTB (POZ) domain containing 17a. The transcript has 3 exons. The record is from RefSeq and is a predicted model, not a curated record. Gene Ontology annotation, molecular function: protein binding. Lineage: Eukaryota; Metazoa; Chordata; Actinopteri; Perciformes; Anoplopomatidae. The coding region runs from base 272 to 1747 and encodes 491 amino acids.
CUGGAUGACUCUGCCCUACUAUCGCUUCCAAUAGAUCAGACCAGUGUCAUGGCUGGUCGGGAAAUAAUCCCCAAAUUAAAUCUAUAGGUUUCGUAUAUAGGGACACAGAUUGUCCAUUGUUUUGUUUUUUUAUGUCACUCAUCAGAAAAACAAUGCCAAUGGAAAGUCAAUUAGGAAUCCGUAUUCGUAAAUUAAUCCACAUGACCAAGCAACAGUCAGAGCAAGUGACAAACUUUAUAACAUCCAAAAAAGAAGACUUUUGUUGGGCGGGAUGGGAGGUGGAUCCCCUUCUGGUUUGUGGUCCAACAAACAGGACUUUCAGCCUGAAGACUGGUUCUACACCACGUUUUGGUUUUAUGGUGGUAGUUUCCCAAACUGCUCGCUGAAAGUGGACACGUCCCAGGACGGCAGUGGCGGCGGCGGGGACACCAUCAGCCACUCCCUCACCGUGGUGCAGCGCCUGGAGGCCCUGCUGCUGCAGGGGAACGGCAGCGACGUGUCUCUGAGGGUGGAGACGCCCAGCGCUGAUGAGGUGAAGGUGAUCCAGGCCCACUCCCUGGUGCUCUCCCUGCAGAGCCCCGUGUUUGAGGAGAUCAUGUUGAGACGCAACGGCAGCACGCUGGUCCUGAAGGAGAGCUCCGACUGUGCCGCUGUGUUCGACAAGUUCAUCAGGUAUCUGUAUUGUGGAGAGAUCUCUCUGCGUCUGGACCAGGCCCCACCUUUACACAAGCUGGCCGCUAAGUACCAAGUGCUGGGCCUCCAGCAGGGCAUCACCCAGUACAUGACCCAGAAUCUGGGCCGGGACUCCUCAUCAGGCCACGUGGCGGGCUGGUACGAGUACGCCCUGCAGGCCGGGGACGCGACCCUGAGGGACAGCUGUCUCCAGUUCAUGGCCUGGAACCUGUCGUCGGUGCUGCAGAGCGGCGAGUGGCCGACCAUCAGCAGCCAGCUGCUCAUGUCGCUGCUGCAGCGCUCCGACCUCAUCCUGCAGAGCGAGAUGGAGCUCUUUGCGGCGCUGGAGGCCUGGAUCAUCCAGAACGAGCCCGAUGGCCUGACGGCGGAGAACGCGCUGAGAGCCGUGCGUUACGCCAUGAUGCCGCCGCGGGAGCUCUUCCGCCUGCAGACCCACUCGACGGUCCUGGUCCGCUAUCAGGAGUCGGUGCGUGACCUGCUGUACAUGUCCUACCAGUUUCACUCCGCGUCGCCGAUGCACAUGGCCAAAUACUUCGACGUGAACUGCAGCCUCUUCAUGCCGAGGAACUACCUGUCGCCGCUGUGGGGGUCGCCCUGGAUCAUCAGCAACCCGGCGCGGGACGACCGCAGCACCAGCUUCCAGACCCAGCUUGGGCCCAGCGGCCACGACUCCAGCAAGCGGGUGACGUGGAACGCCAUGUUCUCGCCUCGCUGGCUCCCAAUUGGCAUGAGGCCGAUGUACACGGAGGCGGGCGCCAUGCAGCCGACUCGAGUGGAUGGAGGGCGCCCUCGCAUCAUCAUCACGCCGGCCACGUCAAGCGCCGAUUUCGCCGGGGUGAACUUCCAGAAGACGGUGCUCGUGAUGGCGCAGCAGCAGGGGAAGGUGGUGGUGAAACACGUCUACAACUUCCACCAGAGCACCGAGGAAACCGGGGAUUUCUUGGCCGAGGCCGACCUGUACCGCCGGAUGUCCGAAUACCUCAUCGACAGCUCGCUCUUCCUCCACAUUGUGGUGAAGCCGCUGUACCAAACCCUCAUCACCAUUAAGAACUGACCCUCCACCCACAAUCCAACCUUGUGAAGCCACAUCUCGCUCAUAUCACGUCACGGGGAAAUGGAUCUGAAUCCUCCUCGUGUGUGAUGUUUGGAUCAAUUGUCUCGUCUCUUGUCUGCUGUUUUCAUUGGGCAACUAACAAUCCAAAACUCGUGACUAUCUGAGAGCUUUUUGUAAAAUCAUGAUGAAACAUGUGUCUUAAAGGAUUAGUCUGGUGCUAUUCUGUAUUUUUAUUGAUGUCAACAAACCCCAUGAAUAGACAAAUAGAGGAGUGCCAGAGCUCCAUUUGCUCCAUUUUGCAACAUAAAAACUUUGUUUUCGCAAUGAGGAAGUAUUAGAUUAUUAUUAUUAUUGAACUCUUCCAUUUCCAUGCAGCUAUUUUAAUGCAGUAUUUCAAAAUGCACUGGGUGACACGCUCUUUCAUCACCCGAACAUACACACUGUAGUUUAUUUGGACGCAGUCCAACAUAAACACAGUCCUGCUGCCACAAAUUCUCACUAGAGCAUCAAAUGUGGAUUCAUCCGCUGCUGAAAAUAGUCCAUGACAAACGCACUAUUUCCUCUUGUUUCACUAGUGUAUGUUAAAAACUACAAAGCUACGCUUUUUUUAAAGACAAUAAAACUAUAUAUUUAUGUUGUUUUUUUUUUAAAGAUAUCAGCAUUAGCCAAUGUUCUUUUGGCUGAAAGCCACAUACUGUUGGUUUUAGUCUUUUCAUGGGAUUUGUUUAAAAAAAGUAAAAUAAAAUAAUAUUGCCGGUCUCAUCCUUUAUGCUUUCUGUUCCUGCUAUGUUUUCUUUGUAUUGUUUUUGAAAUAUUGGUGCUAUAUGACCCCUUCUACAAUCAAGGGGUCACAGUUGUCAUUCAUCACCCAGUGAGCACUGAUUAGAUGAUUUGCAGGUUAAACUUCAUCUAGAUGUCGAGAUUACCAGCAUUUCAACAACUAUAUUUCAAAGUGAAAUAAAGACCUUUAAUGUUGCUGAAACAAACACUUCCCAGUUGUUACAUGGCCCUUUUUUUUUAUUUUUACCUGCUUAUCUCUAAAUCAGUGCUUACAGGGAACUAAACAUUCAUCCUGUUGAACUUCAGGUGCUCCAACAGACUGUCAGUCAUAAUGUAUUUACAAAACCUCUCUUAUAAGUUCUGUAGAUGUCCGACUACCUUUUCAUAAUAUUUAAUUUAUGUGAUUAAAGUCAUUGCUUAGAUCCACUGUUGCAUUAAUCAAUGUU